Molecule: messenger RNA, 7673 nt
Organism: Oncorhynchus mykiss (rainbow trout)
Lineage: Eukaryota; Metazoa; Chordata; Actinopteri; Salmoniformes; Salmonidae
Product: homeobox protein Hox-B2a
Biological process (GO): regulation of transcription by RNA polymerase II
Cellular component (GO): nucleus
Molecular function (GO): RNA polymerase II cis-regulatory region sequence-specific DNA binding; DNA-binding transcription factor activity, RNA polymerase II-specific
Source: RefSeq, a predicted model, not a curated record
CUCUCUCUCUUUCAGCGACGCACACACACACACACACACGCGUACGCAUUCACGCACACAGCUUCUUGGGAGCAUCUUUCCUCGUGCUAUAGUGCCAGACCACUGAAAGAGCCCUCGGGUAUGCGCUUGGGUUGGUCACGUGGUCCAAGGCAACACAAUCUUUGCCAAAAAAGUUUAGUACAUAAUUUACACAUAGAUCGCCUCACAUACCGAAACCUAUUUUAACGAGAGUAGGCCUACUGUAUGAAGAUAAUCAAAGUAUGGAAAAUAACAUUUAUUUUAAUAGAAAUCAACAUUUAUUGGCAAAUAAGCAGAUCACAGAUGUUGGAAUAUGCCUAUACCUAAAUCUAAGAAAAUAUAGUUUAAUAGCUUUGCUACCGAAAAUACUCAUUAUCGUUGAAAAUGCAAUUAAGUUCCCUUUCAGAUGCUGUUAAAUAUUGAAAGGCAACCAUCAAGACUAAUACUCUUGCUAAAACUAACUGCAACUGAGGAAGUUGAUUAAUAUAGCAGUACUAACACAAAUAACACUAACAGAAUAGUAAUAAUAAGUAAUAAAAUACACGGUAUAUGCUACGCUUCUACAUCGACACAUUUGCCUUGUCUUAAAAUGAUCAAAUCAACGUACACCUCAUUGUUAAUGUGUGAAAACACUCAUCACCCAACAUGAAUAAUAAAAGACAACAUAUAGCCUAGCUAAUAGUCUGUUAAACAGUAGUUAAAAGAAAAUAAUCGUUUUUCGAAUUGUUUGCUUAGCUGUAAAAAAAUAUAUUAAAAAAAACAGUAAAAAGAGCCCACCACACUCCAAAUAUGAAAGAGCAGAUUCCCAAUAAAUAAAUAUAGAAAUAAACAAAUAACGUUGCAAGUCCAUGUUCUGUCAAGCAUCAAGAUUUUUGUGGCACAAACAAACCACAUGUAAAAACGCAGAGCUUCUCAAACACAUAAAAAGUCCAAACAAAUAGUCAUAAAAAAUAGGAAUACACUUCCUGAUGGAGAGAAAUACUCCCCAGUUGUCCCAGUUGUUGCACAGUCAGCUCCAAUAUAAGCAAAGAGAGCCCGUGCUUCUGACCUCCUUUCCAUAUUAUACAGCCUGCAUGUAUGGGAGAAACGCGGCCUACUCACUGCCUUGUAUUUAGCUUUAAAUGGGCCAAACACCCACGCACAUUUCUCCCGUCGUUGUUUUUAAAAGUCAAAUGGAUUUGAAUAGUGCACUGCAAUCUUGGCCCUUUUCGUCUUUUUUGAGAUAGUGCUGAAGCUUAUUUCAGCAACAGGGUUUUAUGCGCAAUGGAAAACAAUUAUUAGGCCUGCGUUUGGGUUGUUAGACUAUUGGCUUUUGCGUUAAAAUCAGUAGGCCUAGAUUCUGGGGGAUAGAAAGAGAGUUUCUUUGUUGCGAUCUUGAAGGAAAGAGAAGAAUUCUUGAGGCUGGUUGCUGUCAAGCGCUUUGCCUGGGAAAAGAUUGAUCACCGCAGUUCUUUUUUCCCCCACUAAUUCUUCGUUUCCAAAAAUAUCCUAGCAGCAAGGCUACUAUCCGUGUUAAACUUCUACAAUAUCCUUCAAAUCAAUACAUGUAACCUAGCCCUAUAGGCAAUACACUACGUCCUUGCUUAUCGAUAACAACGAAUUCGUAGUGUAAACACAGAACAAGUUUUUCGUUUUUAAGAAGCUAGGAUUCCCAGUUGUACACGCGACCUCGCUGUGAACUUUAGUCAGUCGGCUCAGUAAACAAGCCGUCCAUUUUUUACACUGUGAGAGAAAACUCCAAGCUAGCAGUCAGUGGAAGGCCUUGAUGGGCUGCAUAUUUUUAGGACCAUUUCACACACACACACACACACACUACAUAAUUUAGUAGCAUAUCUCCCUGCAAGGUGAUAAAGAGCUAGGCUAGCAGUUAUAGAAAGAUAACAUAAUGUAAUUAUACACUUACACACACUGACCUGGCUCGUCACUCUGUAGCUUCCAUUUAUGAAAACAAAAAUAUAGCAGUCUCCCAUUACAACAUGCAGGCUGCUAACCUGCACUAUGCUAGGCUCUAGGAAACCGUUUUUCAGUAUUUUGCCAAGCGAAUCUCAGCCUCUUGUUGAGACAUCUCCCAUCUAGGUUGGGUGGAGUUAUUUUUACCUUAAGUCUGCUCCUCUUGUCAAACUUUUAAGAUUAAUGGGCUUCUUUUGUAUAAACACGCCGUUUGCCAUAUUGAAUAUGUGCUCUUAACAACAACCAAAUUUUACUGGAUUACAUCACCAGGGUCCAGGCAGAAUCUCUGCAUGCAAAUCUCCAUUGUUUGACAUGAAGGCCCUCACAUAACCUCCCACUCGAAACAACGAGGUGAGACAGUUGGCAACCGAACACUUUUUUUUUCUUCUCGAAAAUAAUACCCCCCUGCUAACACAAACCAAUAUCUUAUGGUAUUUUUGAGCAUUUGUUGAAAAUAAUGCUUUCUUUAGCCACCAGGCCCCGGCUUUCCAUUGGUUGAAUCUUGUCAUGUGACCAGGAAUUGGCUGCAAUUUCGCCCAUAGUCUUCAGUUUAGUAGACCAAGGUCCCCAUACGCUAGUAAUAUCACCAAUAUACACAAUUAUUAAAGCCCGCAAAUACGGGAUAGCGGGGAGCUAAUAAUCACGCGUUUUUCUUUUUAUUUUACUCGUUUUGAUCUCGCCGUCCGUCUGUGGACCAGGAUAAGCUAUGAAUUUUGAAUUUGAGAGGGAGAUUGGGUUCAUAAACAGCCAGCCUUCCCUUGCAGAGUGCCUGACGUCUUUUCCCGCUGUCCUGGAGUCAUUUCAAACUUCAUCAAUCAAGGACUCGACAGUAAUUCCUCCUCCUUUCGAGCACACCAUCCCCAGCCUGAGUCCCUGCACAAGCAGCCAGGCGCGACCGAGGAACCAAAAGCGAACCUCCAAUGGCCUCCAGCUUCGGACGCCACAGCCGCAACAGGGCCCAGCCCCGCCGGCGAGCGCGGCUGGCCCGCUGGCACACGAGUUCCCCUGGAUGAAAGAGAAGAAAUCCUCGAAAAAGGGACCCAAAUCUGGGAAUGCCACGGUAGCCUCCUCUUCUCCCUCUCCUGCAUCCUCCGGGUACGCCACUGCAGGACUUGAAUCACCGACAGAGGCGCAGGGUGGAUUGGACAGCGGAAGCGGAUCCCGGAGGCUGAGGACUGCCUACACCAACACGCAGCUACUGGAGCUGGAGAAGGAGUUCCACUUCAACAAAUAUCUCUGUCGGCCCCGACGGGUGGAGAUAGCUGCCCUUCUGGAUCUAACCGAGAGACAGGUCAAAGUGUGGUUUCAGAACCGGAGGAUGAAGCACAAGCGGCAAACGACACACCACAGGGAAGGCCAAGAGGGCGACCCCGGCGGGUUCGAGCCCCUGGAAGGUGCCGAUGCUUCCUCGCCUUACUCGAGCCAGCCACUGGAAGCCUCGGGCUCGGCUGCUUCCGAGGAAGAGACGUGUAACUCGGCAGUCUCCUACACGAACAGCAGUGACAAUAACCAGCCCACGCCUGAGGAGGGCCAGCUGAGCUGCCAGGAGCCCGCAUCAGUCUCUGACACAACAGUGCGGUCGACUCCGUUCCCAACGCCCACUGCAGAUAACCCCGCAACAAUGGGCAACGGUGGCGCAUCUGGCCCGGAUCAUUCUUUUUCAGAGCAGCAGGACGCCUCCUCCCUGCCCGAUUUGAAUUUCUUUUCUGCUGAUUCCUGCCUCCAGAUUUCUGACGCUUUAUCGCCCAGCUUGCAGAGCUCACUCGACAGCCCGGUAGAUUUCUCCGAGGCAGACUUUGACUUAUUUACGAGCACACUUUGUACAAUAGAUUUACAACAUUUACAGUUCUAACAACAAGAAUAGUGCAGAGCAAUCGAAUUAAGGAGAAUGUCCCACCGUCUUACAAUGGUAUGAAUGCUUCUCGGCAACAGUCCUGAAACACACUUAUGAAAAAGAUUCCUGGGUUUAUUUUGAAGAUAACAUAGAACCUGAGAUAGCAAAGGAGCUAUUAUGUUCUUUCCUGGCAUUAUAAUUUUGGUUUACUCCAUCGAAAUCACAUACGGAUUUCCCCUUGUUCAAAUUUCAGGUAUUUAUUGCCUUCUUGUUUUCUGACAGUAUUAAUUGGCAGUUACAGUAAUAGACUAUACUGUCUCCUUAAUGUUUCAAAACUGUUCAGUGCAGCUCAAUCUUUUAAUUCUCAGGAAAUGUAGGCCUAUCAGAUAUAUAAGCCUAAAGGAUAGUUGAACUGCUUUUAGAAAUGAUCUCGAGACGGGCGUUGAACCUGUUGAUGAGGUUUAGAACUAGUUUAUUUAUUGAGAUUCUUUAAUAGUAAAUUUCAAAUUAUUUAUUGUACAUUAUUUUCAUAGUUGAAAUAAAAACAAACUUUUAUAAUGUGGCCUAAGUGUUUUUGAUGAUGUAGUUACUAGUAAAUGGAAAGUGCAAUUAUUUCUUUCAGAUAAGAAACAUAUAGAAAUAUUGCAAAUAGAGACUGUUUGAGAUGUAUUGGUCUACCAAAUAUCUGUUACUGGUAUUGGCAAAUGCAUAAUUUGCUAUUGCAUAGUUGAUAUAAUAAUUCUAAUAAUAUUAAUAAUAAUAAUAAUAAGUAAUAUUAUUAUUGUCGUUAAUAUUAUUUCCACACAAUUAUGUUGUGAUGGUUUCAUCUAUUAUAUGGCAACACAUGGAAUCUCCAAAGGUUGUAUAGCCCGUUGGUUUCAGAUUUUGGGGUAUUAAAGAAACACAAACGAAUAAUUUGCUAUUUUAAAUAUUAUUGAAAUAUUUUAAUUAUUAUCUUCCAAUAAGAUAUUUCUGGGGGAAAUGCAUUCUUAUUGUGAAUUAAUUCUGUGCAAAAAUAAACACGACACAUAUGAUACAACUGUUUGGGUAAAGACGUUAGCCAAGAGAAAUCCUCAUAAUCAAGAGCUGAUACAGAACACAAUGUGUUGGCCAAGUUAUUGUUUUUGUCUAGCCUAGCCUGGUGGGAAUUUGGUGCAUGGUAGGCUAGUCGACCUAGCUUAGCUUACUUUAGAUAGCAUUGUAGCAUGAGGGAAUGACUGAGCUAACGGCGCUCAUGGCUGCUGUCAUGCUGAUGCAAAAUGGCGCUGAGAACACAAUGGGCGAUAUGAACAAUAAUGCGGCAGCCAUUAUAGGACAUUUGGGGUAUGUGGCUUCACAGCCCAGCAUCCUGCAACACUUUCAAUUAUAAUUGGGUAAUACAUAGGCCUAUAGCCAAAUAGAUUAAAAAACAAACAGUUAUGUAAUUGAACCGUACCUUAUGUUAAUUAAUGAGAUAGGCCUGGAAUAUUUAGCACUACUGACUAUUUAUACCUUUGUUUGGUUUAUACCUAAAUUAUUGACAUGGUCAGAACUAAAAUAAUAACAUAAUAAUAAGAAUAAUAUGAAUAAUGAAUAAUAAUAAUAAUUAUGUGCAGUAUUGCAUUGUUUAUGUAGGACUAAUACGCCUAAUAAUCAGGCAUUAUAGUAGGCCUAAAAUUCACAAUGAAUAAUGUGUAUUCCUAAGACAUAAAUGAAGCUCUUCUCUGACUCAGCCUGUCUACUGUACCUAUUUAAAAUGCAUCUCCUGGAUCUGUGUUCCAAUAAGCACUCUCCUCCAUGUCAACUUUACCACUGCCUGUCUUACCCGCCUCUCCAUAAUCACAGUCUACACACAUACAUGUUAUCUUAUAAAGCAGUAUUACUAUGCCAUCACUACAUAACUCACUAGCUAGUCCAAUAUUCCCUUUUAUGAUGGUACUUAGAGGGAGUUAUUUUAUUAAAGACAUUGAUAUUAAGUUCCUAUAUCAAACAUGAAUACUAUCAUUAUUUCAUACUGCAAUUACUUAGCCUACUGUGUCUCUGCCAAAGUAAUGGCCCUUACAUUGUACUCCUGGUGGGGAAACCAAAUGUAUAGUGUGCACCAGCUAGACCCAGAAUGGCUUCCUAGUGUGCAUGGAAUCAAGUUUAAGGAGAGGAAACUGAGAACUAGAACUGGGUCACAGACCUUUGGAGUCAUCAGACUCAGGGGGCCUUCAGGAAAAACAGUGGAGUGGUCCAGACAGGGUUCAGCUAAGACUAGUGUGUGUGGCAGGAAUUGUCACCCCCCCCCCCCCCCCCCCCCCCUUUCCAUGAAAGACAAAGACACCUGAUCGAUCCCAACUUCAGAGGUCCCCAUCUGCCUCGUCAAUGGCAGAGCACACUCACAACCCUGGGACCCUAGCAGUGACAGGUAUGAAUCAAUUGAACGUUCAAAUAACCACCGGAAUGAAUGGGGUCAGUUCAGUUCACUGGUGUACCUUGGUGUGUGUGUUUGUGUAGGUGUGUACGUGGCGGAGAUAGAGGAGAGUGGGAUUGAGGUAGUGUGUGUUCAUAUUUGACACGGGUGUGUAUCACUUGAUCCUUUCAGGAUAUAUCAGCUGAUCAACAUACAUCGUGAAGGCUAUGGAAACAUGGGUUGUGACAAAGUGAGAUGUUAACAAAAUUAGCAUUAGUAAACUUAACAUUAGCAUUAGUGGAAGGUGAAGAAUUACGAUUAAUGUCAAGUUUAAGGUUGAAAAGGGCAACUGGGGUGUCUUAUCGACCAAAAGAAAGCCCAUCUAAACUGUCGAAACGUGUAUCCUCAGUGCUGCAUCUCAGCAGACAGUCACUUCUUGGCUCAACUUCAGCUAGCUUAAGCUAACACUUCCCACCCUCCUGAAGUGAGUCGCUAUGAGAAUGGACAUGUUCAUUCAGCUUCUCAUGUGAAACAUCUAGUCCACUCUACCUGCGACCAGACCAAAACCUGGGCAUAAGCACAAGGAAGACCCCGGCCAUUGUUUAGACAACAGAAGUCACGCCCCGAAGCCCUUACUAGAUCAGUAAACACAGGAGCAGGAGGUAAUGGCCGACUGAUAUGGUUUAGGUGCUUGAUAAUUGGAGGUGUGGUGCCUGUGUCUAUGCUUCUCCAUCUAUAUUUGUUUUCUUUGGACUCCUGCCACUACUAAGAGAGAGAGUUCAUCAGCCGGGUCCCCUCACAAUCGGCGAAAAUCAAGACGUUUGUUUAUUUCCCUCUUAGAGAGCGGCCAUUGCUGUGAAGUUCUUGCGAGGUGUUUCUCUUGGACGGCACAGGCUAGUAAGGUGGAGCAAGGCAGAGAUUUGUUGCAUAAAGAGGAAUGUCACUGCCCCAGAUUGUUCAAUAUGAUGUUUACAUAGUUAUGUUUACACAUUAAUGUGGGAUGGGUAAGUGUUCGCAAUAGCCAAUCACAUUUGAAUGAGCCUACUGAGUGUUGGCUAUAACUCGUCUGAUUGGCUAUGAGGGCUCACAUGAGGAGGAAGUAGGAGGUAGGCCAGGAAAAGCAGCAGCUGCAUGCACAAACUGUCUUCACAUUGGAAACCUGACUAGGUUGACCUGUAUGUACGGUGCCUUCAGAAAGUAUUCGUACCCCUUGACUUAUUCCACAUUUUGUUGUGUUACAGCCUGAAACAUGUUACAGUCUAAAUUGAAACAUGUUUUUCAAUUUAAAAAAAAUUUGAAUAAAAAAAAAAAAAGACAUUUUUCAUUUACAUAUGUUUUCACACCCCUGAGUUAAUACAUGUUAGAAUAUCCUUUGGCAGAGAUUACAGCUGUGAGUUAUUCUGGGUAAAUCUAAGAGAUUGGCACACCUGGAUUGUAUGAUAUUUUCACAUUAUUCUUUUUAAAUUCUUCAAGCUCUGUCAAGUGGAUUGUUAAUCA